Molecule: messenger RNA, 3564 nt
Organism: Drosophila yakuba
Lineage: Eukaryota; Metazoa; Arthropoda; Insecta; Diptera; Drosophilidae
Exons: 1
Coding region: 2901-3350 (149 amino acids)
Source: RefSeq, a predicted model, not a curated record
CCAAUGCAAAUAAUGUGGCACUCACCGGAAAAAGAGGAGGGCGGUGACAAAGGCACCCGAAUCCUGCCUUGAGUUUCAAGUGAUAAGGUGCCGGGAUAGUGGCACACCCCAGUUAACCCACCACCGACGAAGGACACGUGGCCAAGACAUCAUUAGCAAGUGGCUAAUUAGGACUGGCCCUCUUCCAGUGGGUACUCGCAGCAGACUUUUCAGUGAUGGGCAAAUCUAAAUGGCAGCUAAUUUGGCGCGUAGGGGAAAGCAUUUGUUGAGCCAUGUACAUGCACAUGCAUUUACCUUAGACUUACAAGCAACCACCGUUGCAUGUGAAGUAAUUGAAAAGAUGCGUGUUCCACGCUUGUUUAAGAACAGGGGUCCCCUAUUAGUGAUCGGGUUAGAAAUCGGAGCUUGGACUUGUGUGGUCUUGUGCGAUGAUAGUUGUCAGUGGUGAAGACUGACACCUUACACCGUGCCAUUUACGUAUGUCUUGGAUUCUGGCAGUCUAUUCUGGGUCUUUUCGCCACCGCUUCCCUGGCGUUAUUUGUCAACGAUUUUAAAUGGUUGUUAGAUGGGUCUCGAAGACCCGUCCUGGCCAAUGCAAUUAUCCUAGCGCAGCGCUUCCGCGUUGACCAUCACCGUUGGCAACCAUGACGGGCAAAACUCCAUGUACCUAACCCAAAUAGCGACGCAUUGUCCGGCUAAUGAGCCAACUGCAUUCCUGCAACUCACGCAGAAGUGUGCGCAACUUUAAUUUCCAGCGCCAUAAAUCAAACCGCGACCCAACCGACUGCAGCGCGAAGGCAUUCGCUUCUAAAUGAAGUAGUUACCAGUGACCAUCGCGAUGGAUCGAACACCGGACAGGUGGCAAUCCUCGAGCAGACUAUUCAUCUCCAUCAGCAUCGUCGCGGCCGUCAUGCAGGGAAUUCAAUUCACGCCCGCCAGGAAUGCUAUUCAAAGUCCCACUCCCAGACCCGAUCCCCUAUGCAUCGCAUGAGGCGAUAAUUAGUGCGCAAUUGUCGUUAACGCCGCCUUUGUCUAUUUCUGCCACUUGUCCACUUGCCUGCUUGGCCAUUUGCGGGGAGAUGGGCAUCCUGAGUCAGCAGAUCGUCGUCGACCUGGAACGUGACGGGCAGCACAAGUGUAGGCUGCCGGUGGUGGCAGCCGAUGUGGUGCAAUAGGAGGAUCAGCUCGAGCUCAGUGCAGCACAGUGCAGGGCACAAUACUAACGCACGAGAGCUGCGCUCGAAUGGUGGCUGCAUAAAUCAUAAAAUAAAAGACACUAAAAAGGAAAAUAAAUCAAGUGAUAGUGCCUGAAAACCGGGCGGGCAUUAGAGAAAUCUCUGGCCCGGCUACCAGCUUCCAGCUACCAUCUCCUUGGUCAGCCCGAAUAUUAAUUGUGCACGGGGCGUAUCAAUUCAGAGCUGCAGCAUCCACACAGAAUCAUCGGAAUGGAGAUGAGGAUGGGGAUGAGCCUGGGCAUAAGCCUGAAUCUGAAGCUGGGGCACAGACGCAUGCGUGACGCUGGAGUGGCCUCCGAAUGCGUUGAAAUAUGACGACCAGUUUCUGCUUGAAUGUGAAACCUGAUGGAUUUCCGAGAAGAGCUUUUCAAACAUUUUUCUUAUUGACUAAAAUAUAUUAGAUGGAUGGAAAACACUUGUGAACAGCAAUAAAGUGGUUGACCAAAUAUAUAUUACCAUUGUAUGGUGUACACGCACAGUACAGCCAUGUGAAUUAUAAUAUAUGUAAAUCGCACUGGAAGGCGUUUCGAUUAUUCAUAUGAUCCCGGAUGUAUGCGGCUAGGAAGCUGGCGCACGCAAGCCCGAUUGGAAUUCACCACAAAUUCGCACCCAUCAUAGAUGAGAUGACGCAUGGAAAUGCUCUGGAAAGCCAAUUUCGGGCUGCAGAUGGCUUUCGAGUUUCGCCAAUUAACAAUGGCAGAACGUUAAUCGAAACGAAGUACAGUUUCCCCGGCUGCGCUAGAAGCUUCCGACACGGAUGGCCAGCACAUGCUAAUAACGCCACAUGGCUCGUUUUCUCGGCCCAAACGCAGUUUCUAUGGCCCAUAAACUGAUUGCCAACUACCAACUUCUGUCCAUUUGUGGAUGCCUCCCGUUGAGUCGGGAAGUGGACGGGGACGGGAUGGGCACGGAGAUGGUGAAAACCGGCAGACAGGCAGCAGGCACCAGGCAUCAGGCGCGGCAAAAAGUGGCAAAUGUAAUUUAAUAAAUUAAUUACAUCAAUUAGCCGCUGCAUUUUUAUUGAAGUUGCUGUAAAUAUUGGGCUAGACAUCUCGAGCAGCCAGCAGCCGCCAUUUUGCGGGGAUUUAUGGUGCAUUUUUCAUCGCCGUUUGCUGGAGGAGAGUCUAACUUAUGGCGAGUUGUGCGACAUGGUCCGGAGAAGUAUCCUCCUGGCAUGUAACCAAAUGAAGGCGCUUUGUAUUGAUUAGCGAGCGGUGAUCCGGACUAGUGGCUUGUGGGCCGGGCCAUGCUAUUUGACAAAAUUUUCCAUCGCCAAGCCGCACGGAGAGAUAUGUGCACUAAGUCAAAUGCCCCAUCCCAUAAGCACGCCGGAGUAGAUGGCUUAAUGUACGGUGUCGCGCGCGGACGUGACUGAACGGCUACCACCUCCAUCUGCAUAAUCACCUGGCUACUGACCACUGUGCACUGGAAAAUGACCGAAUCUAAUGGCGACCGCAAUCGGGCCAGUAUUAGAACAUUGGCUGCAUAUUGAUGGAGCGCCAAGUGCACUGCUCGUAAGGUGCAUGAGGUGAUGGAUUCGAGCUUCGGGCUUCGCUUUGCUUUUGGGUCAAUGUCAAAAUUGUUUUCGGUGAGACGCACAGUCCGAAUCCCAAGCAGUUUGUAUAAAACUGGGCCCCGCCGCCCCAGCGCCACAUAUUCAUCGCAAUGGCACUCAGCUCGACGGUUGUCUGUCUUCUCGCCGGACUCAGUCUCGUCAGGGCGGAUGUGGGCGUGGCCGCGCAGCAUCUUCGCCCAGCGGACCAGCAAAAAGAGGCUUUGUAUCCAGCAGCCGGCUUUAAGCCUUCUAUACAGUUUGGCCUCCCGGCAGCCUCCCAGCAACCAAAAUCCGCUCGCCUUGUGGUAAACAGUGAAGCGCAGGAGGAUCUUGACGACGCCGCCGAGGAGGUGGAGGUAACCCAACCCAAGGCAGAUCCUGUGCCACGUCGAAUUCCUGCUCCAGGGCCAGCACUGCCGGUGAAUCCCACCAUCGCAUACUAUCCUGCCGGAGCCGUGGGAUUCGUCCAGCCAGCUACAUUCGCCAAAUUCAUCGGAGGCCCACAACACACGGCACCAUAUGUUGACGCGCCCCAGUACUACCAAGCCUAUUUUGGAUGAACAGAUUCAGAUACAGAGUACAUUAAAUAAGGACUUUUGGCUUAACUUUUAGUUAACUGCAUUAAAUUGUUAAGCCUGUGCUGUUUCUCAUAGUAAGCCCACUAAACGUGUUUUCAACGAAAAAUGUCAUAAUAGUAACGGAUUUUUUCCACCCUAUAACGUACAUAUGUAUAUAUUUGAACCCAAAUAAAACAGCCAACUGUAUACGAGAGCA